Elephantulus edwardii (Cape elephant shrew) is the source of this 2495-nucleotide messenger RNA. RefSeq names its product Tax1 (human T-cell leukemia virus type I) binding protein 1 (gene TAX1BP1). The record is from RefSeq and is a predicted model, not a curated record. Lineage: Eukaryota; Metazoa; Chordata; Mammalia; Macroscelidea; Macroscelididae. Gene Ontology annotation, biological process: negative regulation of apoptotic process. Bases 5 to 2245 code for a protein of 746 amino acids. The transcript is spliced from 16 exons.
CACAAUGACAUCUUUUCAAGAAGUCCCGUUACAGGCAUCGAACUUUGCACAUGUCAUCUUUCAAAAUGUGGCCAAGAGUUAUCUUCCUAAUGCACACUUGGAAUGUCAUUACACUUUAACUCAAUUUAUCCAUCCACAUCCAAAAGAUUGGGUUGGUAUUUUCAAGGUUGGAUGGAAUACUGCUCGAGAUUAUUACACAUUUUUAUGGUCCCCUAUGCCUGAACAUUAUGUAGAAGGAUCAACAGUCAAUUGUGUUCUAGCAUUUCAAGGCUAUUACCUUCCAAAUGAUGAUGGAGAAUUUUAUCAGUUCUGCUAUGUUACCCAUAAGGGUGAAAUUCGUGGAGCAAGUACACCUUUCCAGUUUCGAGCUUCUUCUCCAGUUGAAGAAUUGCUAACUAUGGAAGAUGAAGGAAAUUCCGACAUGUUGGUGGUGACCACAAAAGCUGGACUUCUUGAGUUGAAAAUUGAGAAAAUCAUGAAAGAAAAAGAAGAACUUUUAAAAUUAAUUGCGGUUCUAGAAAAAGAAACAGCACAACUUCGAGAGCAAGUUGGAAGGAUGGAAAGUGAACUUAAUCAUGAAAAAGAAAAGUGUGACCACCUGCAAGCAGAACAAAAGAGUUUUACUGAAUUAUCACAAAGCUUAAAAAAGGAAAAUGAAGAGUUUAAGAAGAGAUACAACGAUGUUACAUCUAAAGCUCUCCAACUUGAAGAAGAUAUUGUUUCAGUGACACAUAAAGCAAUUGAAAAAGAAACAGAACUAGACAGCCUAAAGGAUAAACUUAGGAAGACACAACAUGAAAAAGAGCAGCUUGAAAGUCAGUUGAAGACAGAAAAAGAUGAAAAGGAACUUUAUAAGGUACAUUUGAAGAACACAGAAAUAGAAAAUACCAAGCUUGUAUCAGAAGUCCAGACUUUAAAGAAUUUAGAUGGUAACAAAGAAAACAUGAUUGCUCAUUUCAAAGAAGAGAUUGGUAGACUGCAAUUCUGUUUGGCUGAAAAGGAGAAUCUUCAAAGGACUUUUUUGCUUACCACCUCAAAUAAGGAAGAUACCUUUCUUUUAAAGGAGCAACUUCGGAAAGCAGAGGAAGAGGUUCAGGCAACUCGGCAAGAAGUUGCCUUUAUGGCUAAAGAACUAAGUGAUGCUGUAAACGUACGAGACAAGAUGAUGGCAGAUCUACACACUACGCGCCUGGAAAAUGAGAAAGUUAAAAAACAGUUAGCAGAUGCAGUGGCAGAACUUAAACUGAGUGUUUUGAAAAAGGAUCAGGAAAAUGCACUGGAACAUGAGCUGAGAAGAGAAGUUGAAGAUCUGAAACUCCGUCUUCAGAUGGCAGCAGAUCAUUAUAAAGAAAAAUUUAAAGAAUGUCAGAGGCUCCAAAAACAAGUAAAUAAACUCUCAGACCAGUCAGCCAAUAAUAAUAGUACCAUCACAAAGAAAACUGGGAGUCAGCAAAGAGUGAAUGAUGCCUCAAUAAGCACAGACCCUGCUAUUGCCACUUCUGCCAUAGAGGUCAAGCCACCAUCUUAUGCAGUGGAGAAUGAUUUUGACAUCAUAACAAAAGGGCAAGUCUGUGAAAUGACAAAAGAAAUUGCUGACAAGAUAGAAAAGUAUAAAAAAUGUAAACAACUGUUACAGGAUGAAAAAACAAAAUGCAAUAAAUAUGCUGAUGAGCUUGCAAAAAUGGAGCUGAAAUGGAAAGAGCAAGUGAAAAUUGCUGAAAGUAUAAAACUAGAACUAGCUGAAGUCGAAAACAAUUAUAAAGAAAUUAAAAGGAGUCUAGAUAAUCAAGCAGAAAGAAAAAUGGAAGAUGGAGCAGCAGAUGGUGCUUUUUAUCCAGAUGAGAUUCAGAGGCCACCUGUCAGAGUGCACUCCUGGGCGCCAGAGGACAGCGUUGUCUGCAGCCAGCCUGCUCGCAACCUUAGCCGACCUGAUGGUUUAGAAGACCCUGAGGAUGGCAGAGAAGAUGAGAAUGCCCUCCCUGCUCUUGAUGCUCCGAGUCAGCAUUUACGUGGACAUGGAACAGGCUUUUGCUUUGAUUCCAGCUUUGAUGUUCACAAGAAGUGCCCCCUCUGUGAACUAAUGUUCCCUCCCAGCUACGAUCAGAGCAAGUUCGAGGAGCAUGUUGAGAGUCACUGGAAGGUGUGCCCCAUGUGCAGUGAGCAGUUCCCCCCGGACUACGACCAGCAGGGAUUUGAGAGGCAUGUUCAGACUCAUUUUGAUCAGAAUGUUUUAAAUUUUGACUAGUUAUUUUCAUGAGUUAAUAAUACUGUGUUAGCAUUUUAAAAAAAAUUACCUCCAGUAGACCACUUAAGAGACUAUGAGGAGUAGUCUUCAUCUUUCAUGCAGCCACCGCCACUCUCUCUGACCCAGAGCUGCGUUGCAGUUUGCUGUUAACUAAGGUCAGGUUCAAUCUUUCGCUUAUCGGUAUGUAGAAUUUUUAUCUGUUAAUCUUAGCUGCUUAAAGUAAAAUUGUGCUUGCAUCUCUUAUUUAUUC